CCUCUGGUCGCUGGCGAUUGGUUGCGUGAAGCAGAAGUCCCGCCUUCGCGACGUUGAUAUUUAAAGGUACAGAGUGCCAACGCGGACUGAUCAGUUCUCAGAGAGUCUGAAGGGAGGCGUCCAUCAUGAAGCUGCUCACAUCGUUAGCAUCUCUCUGCAUCCUGGCUGCUGUAGCCUUCGCCGUACCUGCUCAGGAGAAACGCAUCCAUCACCAUGCCGACCUGAGUGACCACGCCCAUGAUGACCCCCACGGCUUCCAGUACGACCACGAGGCGUUCCUUGGGAAGGAGGAGGCCAAAACCUUCGACCAAUUGACCCCCGAGGAGAGCAAGGAGAAGCUGGCGAAGAUCGUGGAUCGUAUCGACAUGGACAAAGACGGCUUUGUGAGUCACGGCGAGCUGCACUACUGGAUCAAACACCGGCAGAGGAGGUACAUCGAGGAAAACGUGAACAAACACUGGAACGACUACGACAAGAACCAGGACGGAAAGAUCGCCUGGGAGGAGUACAAGAACACCACCUACGGAUACUACAUCGAUGACGAGUUCCAUGACAUUGAAGACAAAGCCGCGUAUAAGUCCAUGCUGACCCGGGACGAGAGACGAUUCAAGAUGGCCGACAGAGACAGAGACGGCAUCGCCACACGAGAGGAGUUCACCGCCUUCCUCCACCCGGAGGAGUUUGACUACAUGAGAGACGUGGUGGUGCAGGAAACGGUCGAUGACAUCGAUAAGAACGGAGACGGAAAAAUCAACUUAGAUGAAUACAUUGGUGACAUGUUCUCACCUGAGAGCGGGGAGGCGGAGCCUGAGUGGGUCCACACGGAGAGGAAACAGUUCUCUGACUUAAGAGACUCAAAUAAAGACGGUUACAUGGACGCUGACGAGGUGGCUCAGUGGAUCCUACCUGGAGAGGUGGACCACGCCGACAACGAGGCCAAACACCUUAUCCAUGAGACGGACACUAACAAGGACCAGAAGAUAACAAAGAAGGAGAUUCUGGAGAACUGGAACAUGUUUGUGGGCAGCCAGGCCACCAACUACGGAGAAGAUUUAACCAAGAGACACGACGAGCUCUGAUCCACAUCGCCUGCUUUAUAUAACCGGGGGGGGGGGGGGGGGAGAGAGAAGCAACAAAACACACAACACUGUACGCAACGCUGCAUCCUGACGUGAGGCUCCGCCCCUGCAGGAAACAGCAUGUUUUUAGAGAGUCCUGGAUCUGUGAUCCUCUGCAUGAUGAUCUGAUCUCACAUACCGUGUAUGUGCUUACAGCUGAUACUGGUCAUGUGACACACACACACACACACACACACACACACACACACACACACACACACACACACACACACUCCGCGCUGUGUCGUUUACAUUUUGAUACUAGGGUUUUGGGGUACAUUGUGAUCCAGACUGACGGUGCAUUGACCUGCAGCUGAAUCCAAAUGUAGAUUUGAUAAUAAAACGCCAUCAGGAAACAGGAAGUGAGCUGUUUAAAUAAAGGUUUGUUGUCCACCA
Messenger RNA from Labrus mixtus (cuckoo wrasse), 1514 nucleotides. RefSeq names its product reticulocalbin 3, EF-hand calcium binding domain (gene rcn3). Lineage: Eukaryota; Metazoa; Chordata; Actinopteri; Labriformes; Labridae. The coding region runs from base 126 to 1079 and encodes 317 amino acids. Gene Ontology annotation, cellular component: endoplasmic reticulum. The transcript is spliced from 7 exons. The record is from RefSeq and is a predicted model, not a curated record. Gene Ontology annotation, molecular function: calcium ion binding.